GCUCACUUGGACCUGAGCCUCAGUGAGAGCAGCAGCAUCAUGAGCGACUCUAAAAGCCCCAGCAGGGUGAAGACGGUGGUGAUCGGGCUGCUGGCGCUCUGGGCCGUCYUCUCCAUCAUCAUCAUCGUGGUGUGGGCCACCUCGCCCGACAUGAAGGGCUCGGCCCAGUGCCGCGCCGAGCUGAGGGACGCCACGGAGAAGAUGGAGGGGGCCAAGGUGGUCUUCGCCAAGGACAGGGCGGCCCUGGAGGACCUGGUGCGGGACGCCCGGAAGGACCAGGACCGGCUGAAGGGGGAGAUCCUGGUCCUGCUGGGGCYCCUCAGCACCACCAACAACACGCUGGAGGAGUGCCGGCAGGACAACGUCGUCCUGAACAGAAACAUCUCCGUCCUGCAGGAGGAGGUGCAGGAGCUGCAGCAGAGGGAGGCCAACCUAACGGAACGGCUCGGCCUGCAGGAAGACAGGAUGGAGGCCCUGCAGCAGAACCUGACCCAGGCGGACCACCAGACCGAGGCCUGCCUGAGCCUGAAGGCAGCAGCCGACAGUCAGCUGCUGGCGGCUCAGAGUCAGACCAGAGCCUGCGAGUCCAACCGGCAGUACCUGCAGAAACAGCUUCAGAAGUGUAAAGAAGCAGAAUCUGAGGCUCGGCAGGAGACGCAGCAGGCGGGAGGCUCCUCCUCCUCCUCUCCAGGCGACAGCGCCGCUCCCCUCUCUGCUGGCAUUCCUGCGCUGACGCUGCUCCUGUGUGGCGCCCUGUGUCUGAUGACAUGAGCUCGGGGUGACGGUCGGUCAAACCGCCGGCGAGGGCCGAGGUCCAGGAGGGGGCGGAGCCUGGAUGUCGACAGGAAGCCGGCCGCACACACUUCCUGUCUGCGGCGGAGACACAAACUUUGCUUUAAACUUCACAGCUGAGGCGUUUAAGGAGCGUGGGACUUUUCAGAGCUCGUCAGCUGAUCCACGGUUUUUAUUCUGGUUUUAUUUGAAGCUUUAUUCUGAUUUACUGUGUGAAGAGAUUUAAUCUGCUGUAACGUUUUAACAGCUUGAAGCUUUUUGUUUUUUCACCGUCGGACGACUCGACGCUUUAAACUGAUGCUGUUGGAGGGUCGGGGGGCUCAGGGUGGGAUGUARUCUUUUAAAUAAUAAACCUGAGCUGUUUCUAAGAAAA
Austrofundulus limnaeus is the source of this 1165-nucleotide messenger RNA. Its product is annotated as rootletin. The transcript has 5 exons. Bases 40 to 771 code for a protein of 243 amino acids. NCBI's taxonomy places the organism in Eukaryota, Metazoa, Chordata, Actinopteri, Cyprinodontiformes, Rivulidae. The record is from RefSeq and is a predicted model, not a curated record.